Messenger RNA from Osmerus eperlanus (European smelt), 1515 nucleotides. RefSeq lists its product as uncharacterized. NCBI's taxonomy places the organism in Eukaryota, Metazoa, Chordata, Actinopteri, Osmeriformes, Osmeridae. The transcript is spliced from 7 exons. The record is from RefSeq and is a predicted model, not a curated record. The coding region runs from base 107 to 994 and encodes 295 amino acids.
CCCGCUACUAGCUAGCGGGAAAACAGCGUAUAGUUUAGUAUAGGUCCAUUUAGGUGAAUAUGAACUCUCAUUGGCUAUUUGGAUCUUGAUAACCUGAUAGGCAGCAAUGUAUAGCUUCACUAGCCCAAAGCUGUUAACAGGUGGGUCGCUAUCUACCGACGGUGACAAGGUCUUUUCAGAGGCCAGCCUGCGGUGCACGCUGCCCGGUCCACUUGCUGCGGUCGACCACUCUCUUAGUUCAACUUUCGGAGCCCGCUCAAGUAUGAGAAUACCUGCAGGAAGACCGCCCGGAGUCAAGCCAAACAAUCAGUCAUUCAGGAGAAAGUGCCUUGGAAUUCAGGACAGUUCAAGGAACGGAAAAACACUGGAUUACAACUGUAUAUUAGAGGGGUCAACUUUCAUAGGGAGAGCUGGCACCUCUUUAGCCAGAUUGGAUUCAGAUAACAAUGGCGAGACUCCCGCCUGUGGGAGACACUUUCUGUUUGAUAAGAAGUGGAAAAAUGACGACAUGUGUCCCAAGUAUGAAUUAAAAGACGAGAGGUUCCUGAGAUCCAGUGGGGCUAUCCCCCCCCUGCCACGGGACUACCAGGUGCACAGGUCUGGCAACCUCAACCGAUACUCCUGCCUCAAGGAGAGGUCCCUCGGCCCCAGUCGGCCCCUCACCCUUGGAUGCUAUGAGGGAUAUGAUCUUACUUCUGGUCCAGCCAUUUUAUUACCAUCUGCCAUCUCACUGACUGGGAGACACUCAUUAUCCAUUGAUGGCUGCAAACACAGACCAAGAGUCGGAAAUCGAACUUGCAGCUUAUUCACCAUAGGAGCUCAUCAGAAAAGUGUUCUCUCUGUGUGUCUACCAGCCCAGACAUACCCAGACCCAGUGAGCGGAGCAUCCGCCUCGUUUAUCCAGCGCCUGUCAGAGAUCUCCUAUCUGGAGGGGGAGACGAUCCGACAAGAGAAGAUCAAGAAGCUGAAGAAAAGCAGAAAACAGGAUUCCUGACCCGAACACACACACAGUGGGUCAGGUGUCAUUCUGAACCCACACUCAGUGCCAAAGCCCUGUGAACAAAAUAAAACAACUUCUAGGAAACCAAGGUGGUUGUUUUGCUGUUGUAGCUAAUGUACCUUUAAUAGGUUGUUGCUGCCAUGAUUUAUGAGUAUGCUGUUCAAGGUUGAAAAUGGAUUCCAGGACAGUUUUUCUUUUGUGUCUGGUCAUCUGUCUUCCGUUGAUUACAUGACAUGAAAUGAUCAACUCUGUGAUGAGGUGAACUCUUUCGGUUAAGUGUUACUACAUACUUUAAUGUAUGGUUUGGUUUGGUCAGUGUUGAUUUAACAUUUUUUAAAUGUUGACUAGUGUUUUCUGUAAUGUCAGAUAGUAUUGGGACAAACAAUUGAGUUUUUGAAUAGAAUUAACUUACAAAAGAAGUAUAGCUUCAAAUGUUGUUUUUUUUGUUCAGAAAUUAAGUAGUGCAUGUGAAAGUGUCAUGUCCAAAGUCUUCCUGAAAAUAAAUUAUGUAUUUU